AUGGAUGAAGUGACCAGGAACUGCACCAGAGAGGCAAAUCUGGCUUAUCUGCCCUUGUCAGCACUGCAGGAUUUAAAGGAUGUGAUCUUAGUUUCUGGAAACCAGCGGUGCACUGACACUCAUGCUUUUGUCUGCUGUUUCUUCUCCCAGCGCAGAAUGUCCAGCCCUUCUGAAUCCCAAGGGGGAGCAGCACCGGGCCGAAGGCAAGCGCAGUCCUCAGCCCCAUGCCCGGGGCAACACUGGACUCCCGAGUCUCCGGCCCGCGAGCCUAGGAAGGCCCAACGGUCUCUGGCCUUGGCCGUGCAUCCUGCGCCCCGUCCAGCCAUGUUGCUUCUCCUUGCACUUCUCGCUGCGUUUGGAGGGCUGCAAGCUCGCCUGGCGCUGGGCUCUUCCUGGGGAGUAGUUUCCUGUGGUUCAGGGACCCAGAGCGCCCCCUUUGGGACUCCUUGCUGGUGCCGUCCUCCGGGUCUUCCCCCCGCCCCCCUCCUAGAGCAGCGGAGGAUGAUGUUAGCGAAGGCAUCCAAUCUCCGAAUCGAGGGUCCAGCCCAUGAUGGACUCAAGCCUUCAGAAUCCCUGCUUUUGACUAAGGGGGCUGUUGUUGCAAAAAAAUCCUAUUUUCUUGCUGUAGAUUCUGAGGGAAUAUUCCUGCAGGUCACAGUUCCACAGAAGAUAAGAUCAAGAGAGAGUGAAGAUUCAGAGACGCAGGUGACUUAUAUCAUUACCAUUGAUAGAAAACCAUAUACUCUGCAUCUCAGAAAACACCCAUUCUUAGCCCAGAACUUUUUGGUUUAUACACGGAACAAAAAUGGAUCUUUUCAUUCAGAGCCUUCAUAUUUCAUGAUGCAUUGCCAUUACCAAGGAUAUGUUGCAGAUUUUCCAAAUUCAGCCGUGACUCUCAGCAUCUGUUCUGGGCUCAGGGGAUUCCUUCAGUUUGAAAAUAUCAGCUAUGGAAUUGAGCCACUGGACUCUUCAGCAAGUUUUGAGCACAUAAUUUAUCAAGUGAAAAACGACAGUCCAGAUAUACCAGUGUUAGCAGAAAAUGACAGCAAUGUUUUGCAGAAAGAUGAGCCUUAUAAAAUUCAUUUAAGCUCACAGGAAACAACUCUUUCAGAACUAUUACCCCAGUAUCUAGAAAUGCACAUUAUCGUGGAAAAAGCUUUGUAUGAUUAUAUGGGAUCAGAAAUGAUGGUUGUAAUGCAGAAAAUUUUCCAGAUUAUUGGCCUUGUCAACACGAUGUGUAGUCAGUUCAAAUUGACUGUAAUACUGUCCUCCUUGGAAUUGUGGCCAGAUGAAAAUCAAAUUUCUACUAACGGGGAUAUGGAUGAUUUAUUACAAAGAUUUUUGACAUGGAAACAGGACUCUCUUAUCCUCCGGCCCCAUGACAUAACAUUCUUACUUAUUUACAGGAAACAGCCUAAAUACGUGGGAGCGACAUCUUCUGGCACAAUAUGCAAUAAAAGUGGUGAUGCCAAUAUUAUUAUGUAUUCAGAAGCAAUAACCCUGGAGGGAUUUUCAGUUCUUAUGGCUCAGCUACUUGGCCUUAAAAUAGGAUUAACGUAUGAUGACGUCAAUAAGUGUUCCUGUGCAAGAGCUACGUGCAUAAUGAAUCGUGAAGCAAUGUUUUCCAGUGGUAUAAAGAUGUUUAGCAACUGUAGCAUGCAUGCCUAUAGAUAUUUUAUUUCCACAUUUGAGGGUCGGUGUCUUCAGAACUUUCCAAAACUGAAACCAUUCCAUCAAAAUCAAUCGGUGUGUGGUAAUGGGAUUUUGGAACCUCAUGAAGAAUGUGAUUGUGGCAGUGAACGGGAAUGUCAAUUUAAGAAGUGCUGUGAUUACAAUACAUGUAAACUGAAAGGCUCAGUAAAAUGUGGUUCUGGAUCAUGCUGUACAUCAGAAUGUGAGCUGUCAGAAGCAGGAACUCCAUGUAGAAAGAGCGUUGACCAAGAGUGCGAUUUUACCGAGUACUGCAGUGGAACUUCCAGUGACUGUGUUCCUGACACUCAUGCAAUGAAUGGCGAGUUAUGCAGGUUGGGAACCGCGUACUGUUAUAACGGACGGUGCCAAACUACGGACAACCAGUGUGCCGAGAUAUUUGGCAAAGGUGCUCAAGGUGCCCCAUUUGCCUGUUUUAAAGAAGUUAAUUCUCUGCCAAAUAGACCUGGAGACUGUGGUUUUAAAAAUUCCCAACCAUUACCCUGUGAACAGAGUGAUGUUCUUUGUGGAAAAUUAGCCUGUAUUUGGCCCAAUAAGAAUUCUUACAAAAAUGAUGUUCAAUCAGCGGUUUAUUCAUAUACUCAAGGACAUGAGUGUAUAACUACAGGGUCAGCAAUGAGGUCAGAUGGAAGAGAUUAUGCCUAUGUGGCUGAUGGCACAGUGUGUGGUGCACAAAUGUAUUGUAUAAACAAAACCUGCAAAAAAGUUCCUUUAAUGGGAUAUAAUUGUAAUGCCACUACAAAAUGCAGAGGAAAUGGGAUAUGUAAUAAUUUAGGUAACUGUCAUUGCCUUCCUGGCUAUAGGCCUCCAGAUUGUGAACUACAAAUUGGCUCACCAGGAGGAAGUAUUGAUGAUGGAAAUGAUCAUAAAUCUGCUAUAGUUUUUAUUAAAAAAGCCUACAAUACACAUCAGGGCAACUGGCUUAUUCUGAGUUUCUACAUUUCUCUGCCCUUUUUCAUAAUUUUCAUCUUUAUGAUCAUGAAGCGAAAUGAAAUGAGAAGAUCAUGCAACAAAGAGAAUGCAGAAUAUGAGGGGUAAAUAUGCUUAUACAAAUAAUUGUCUUAAAUUGUGCCGGUCAUUAAUCAGUGUCCUAAAUUCUCUUGCCUUUCAGUGUGUGAACUCCAUAGUGAUUGGGAAAAAAUUCUGUUUAGCUUUUCAUCUUAGUCUUUCUAAACCAUGGAUUCUUCUAAGAGCCACAAGUGUACAAAACUAAACAAA
Molecule: messenger RNA, 2928 nt
Organism: Sus scrofa (pig)
Lineage: Eukaryota; Metazoa; Chordata; Mammalia; Artiodactyla; Suidae
Source: RefSeq, a predicted model, not a curated record